This is a messenger RNA of Epinephelus moara (kelp grouper), 1685 nucleotides long. It is a transcript of the gene crebzf, whose product is annotated as CREB/ATF bZIP transcription factor. Gene Ontology annotation, cellular component: nucleus. Lineage: Eukaryota; Metazoa; Chordata; Actinopteri; Perciformes; Serranidae. Gene Ontology annotation, biological process: regulation of transcription by RNA polymerase II; endoplasmic reticulum unfolded protein response. Gene Ontology annotation, molecular function: RNA polymerase II cis-regulatory region sequence-specific DNA binding; DNA-binding transcription factor activity, RNA polymerase II-specific. The transcript has 3 exons. Bases 247 to 1020 code for a protein of 257 amino acids. The record is from RefSeq and is a predicted model, not a curated record.
GAACAGUUUGUCCGGAAGUGUUUUCACAGGUCGACGCUGGGUUAACGUUGCUGGUGUUGUCUGCAGUCGCGCCACGGAACUUUUCAUAUUCAGGCUGAGUAUUCUGCCAGCAGUCAGUAACCAGCACUGUGUCAUCGGAUGACUCUGUUCCAGUAGUUUAUUGUGCAUUUAUUUUUCAAACAGGACGGUGAGGAAUCACAAGAUAUCCCCCGGACAGCUUCCUUGUGGUCCCACUGUCAAAUCACAAUGAUCACCAGAAGAAGAGGACUUGCUCUGAACAACACAGAGGCACAGUCUCUUGAGGUUGAAAUGAAAACUGUGGAAGAUCUCCCAAGUCCAUCUGAGGGGUUCCCAGCUUACGAUAUCGACACCGCUGGAAUAGAGCUAGACGACCUAUUUGAAAUUGAAGAUUUAAAGUGGACACUUGAAAGAGAUACUGGCUCCCCACUCUUCGAUAUUGAGUUGGCUGAUUUCGGUGUGCACAGUGUCAAAGACCAAGAUUCUGAGGUUGAAGCUUCAGUGGCCUCCUCUCCAGAGAGAACAUCAUCUGACUUGAAGAUUAAGAACAGGCAAAACCAGUCAAGCCGCUUGAUCAACAAAAAUGCCAUCGCUGCCAGGUUGAAUCGUCUCAAGAAGAAAGAAUACGUCAACAGCUUGGAGAGGAAAGUUGGCGUCCUGUCAACAGAAAAUGACGGGCUCAGACAGGAAAAUUCUCAGCUGAUCAAGAGAGUGGAGGAAUUGGAAGAUGAGACCAGGUACUUGAGGGCUGUGCUGGCCAAUGAGAGCAUGUUAGCCCAGCUCUUGUCCAGGCUGAGCGGUGUGAAUGGGAUGAAAUUAUCUUCCUCGCUUUUCCAGGGGCCCGACCCAAAUGACCACGACUAUGCCUUACCCAGGAAGCGUGUGAAAGUGGAGGAGAAAGAGACAUCUGGUGGGGUGUGUCUGCACGUGGACAAGAACCAUGUCUCAGUGGAGUUCUGCACUAAGUGUGCAGAGAGUGCAAGCACAUCACUCAAAAUGUAGGGUCAAGUACUUAUCUCUGUUUUCAGAUAUUGAGACUGAACUUGAUAUGGCUCUGUACUGAACUUCUUGAGGGUGGAUGAACACUGUUGAAGUAGUUAAGAUUACCUAAGAACUGCUGAAUGUGCAUGUGUUUUUGUGUAAUGAUGGAUUAAGUACACGUUACUGCUAAACCUUGUUGACAGUUUCUUCUAGGUUAUGGUUGAUCCACCAUCCGGGAUGAGUGGCUUUCUGAACACCUUUACCUGCUUGACUCCAUGUGGAUUCUGCUGGUGGAAGGUGAAGAGGCUGGACAAGCUGCUGCCAACGUGGCCUGGUAUUUUUUUAAAGGUAGUAUCGGUAACCAACGGUAUACGUUGUUAUAUUUUACCAAUACUUCACACCUGUAGCUCUUGUCACCGUAGCUCAUGCAGCAGUUUUGGGGGGCUUGACUACAGCUGCUCCAUUACCCGGAGCGACGCUAUCAGAGGCUUAACAGUCUCAUAAUUAUGUCUUGUAUUUAGUGACAUAAUGGAAUGUAUUGAUUACUAAAUACAUCCAGAAUUACCUGAUUUAAGUGAUGAAGUUGCCAUUAUGUUUAACUAUAUGUAAAUGUGUAUAUAAGUUUGAAUACAUAAUGUUUGGGGCAAAUGACCUUGAUGUUGGACAAAUAAAUCAUAUUUUCAUUA